Amaranthus tricolor (Joseph's coat) is the source of this 653-nucleotide messenger RNA. Its product is annotated as arabinogalactan protein 14-like. NCBI's taxonomy places the organism in Eukaryota, Viridiplantae, Streptophyta, Magnoliopsida, Caryophyllales, Amaranthaceae. The record is from RefSeq and is a predicted model, not a curated record. The transcript has a single exon. The coding region runs from base 194 to 373 and encodes 59 amino acids.
CGACCUUUUUUCGUCUACCGUUACACCUUUCACAACGUCUCUUUUUCUUUCUCUCCCCGUUAUUCCCCUCCCCUUUUUAUACUCCCCCAUCUUCACUCUCUUUAACCCAUUUUCACAUUCUCUCUUCAAUUUUGAGCUCUCUCCUUCUCUUUCCUAUAUUUUCAUUUUUCAAGCUUUCUACAGACAAACAACAAUGGAGGCCAUGAGAAUGAGAGCCGCUUUCGCCGUCGUUUUGAUGCUUAUUGCUGUCUUUUCCGUUCAAAAUGUCGCUGCUGUUGACGCUCCUGCUCCCGCACCUGCCUCCGAUGCUACCGCAUUCUUCCCCACCGCAUUUGCGUCUCUUGUUGCUUUAGCAUUUGGUCUUCUUUUCUAAGUUUUUUUGAUUUUUUGAUUUAUUAUGUCAUUUUGUUGGAGGUUAUUGGUGGUUCUGUUUACAAAUCUUUAGAUCCAUCCUUUGAUUGGAUCACAUGACGAUGAGAUGAGGAUGAUGUAGAGUGGGAAUUUAUUUUGGUUUGGAUUUUUUUUAUUUUAUUUUUAUCUUUUUUGACAUUCUUUCUUGUGUAAUAUAUAUUCAAUUUGAGUGACGUUUUUGAUUAUUUACCUUGGCUUUGAUUUGUUUUUACCAUUAAUCAUUAAUAUACUUUUAGAUCUCA